Silurus meridionalis is the source of this 2244-nucleotide messenger RNA. Its product is annotated as low affinity immunoglobulin gamma Fc region receptor III-like. Bases 225 to 1076 code for a protein of 283 amino acids. The record is from RefSeq and is a predicted model, not a curated record. NCBI's taxonomy places the organism in Eukaryota, Metazoa, Chordata, Actinopteri, Siluriformes, Siluridae. Gene Ontology annotation, molecular function: transmembrane signaling receptor activity. Gene Ontology annotation, biological process: cell surface receptor signaling pathway. The transcript has 6 exons.
GUGGAGGCUCACGUUCCUCACACCUCAGUGAUGCUGUUACACUGACUGUAUCAGAGAGACCAUCAGUACUGAGUGUAUCUCCACAGAACUGGCUGACUGAAGGAGACUCAGUGACUCUAAGCUGUGAGGUUACAGACUCCUCUACAGACUGGACAUUCAGCUGGUACACAGUUGUUCCCUACAGAGACGGUGUAACUGCAACACAAAAUACUCAAGGCUUUAUCAUGUAUGUGGAGCUUCUCUCAGACAGCAGCAGAGGAUCUGGAGGCUCCUACACUCUCAGUCCUUCUGCUCUUCAUCACACAGGAGUUUAUGUGUGUAGAGGAGAGAGAGGAGAACCAGUCAGUCACACACUGUACAGCAAUCCACAGCCUCUAUGGAUCUCUGGUGAACCUCCUCCAGUGUCUCUGAUCAUCAGUCCCAGCAGAACUCAACACUUUACUCAUGACUUUCUCUCACUGAGCUGUGAGGACCAGAGUAACUCUACUGGAUGGACAGUGAGACAAUACACAGACGUUGAAAGAGUGUUAGAUUGUUCACAGUGGGGAUCAGUUACAGGAUCUACAUGUAACAUCAGCUUCCUCUACACAUUCUACACUGGAGUUUACUGGUGUGAGUCUGAAUCUGGAGAAAAGAGUAAUCCUGUCAACAUCACAGUUCAUGAUGGUGGUGUGAUCCUGGAGAGUUCUGUUCAUCCUGUGACUGAGGGACAUAAUCUGACUCUACGCUGUUUAUUUCAUAACACAAAUCCCUCAAACCUCCGAGCUGAUUUCUAUAAAGAUGGAUCAGUCAUCCCGAAUCAGACUACAGGAGAGAUGAUCAUCCAUAAAGUCUCAAAGUCAUAUGAAGGUUUCUACCACUGUAAACACCCAGAGAGAGGAGAGUCACAGAGAAGCUGGAUCUCAGUCAGACGUCCAUCACAUGUAGAAGCUCCUUUCUCAGUGCUCAUGCUGUUCAGUAGUGUAGUGACGGCAUCUCCAUAUCUGCUGAUCACCAUCAUUCUGCUGGUCAAAUGUUCCAGAACUCAAGCUCACACUGAUGAAGAGAGAAUUGAGAAUGCAGUCAUAGAGGAGUGAACAAAGUUCAUCUAUAAAAAGGGGAUGUAUUUACUGUCAUUUUAUUAUUGUUUGAUUUUAAUGUUAUAAUUUUUAUUUUUUAACAUGCUGUUAUUUUCUCUGCAUCUUAUAAAUAUCCUCAUUGUUCUGAUUUUGUUUAGCUAAAGUUAUCAAGUGUGUAGUCUGUAAUAAAGUCUACAUGCUGCUAAUGCAAAACAGAGUAACACUAUUGUUUAAAAUCUUAUAGUUCAAAAGAAAAUGUUGAUUCAUUGUCUGAAGGUUGAGUUGUGCUUCUGCAAAAUACCAUCUGAUGUUCGAAAUAAAUGCAUCUGCUGCUGGUGUGAGUUUAAUCCCAACAUGGUGACCUGCACAUUCAAACUUCACAUUUCAUGUAACUGUAACGAGGUUUAUCCAAAUAAAUUCUCUUGGAAAAUAUUGAAUACUCUGCCAGUAGGACUUUCAGUUGCUGGACCUCUUAACACAAAUCCCAACAUUAUAGAGUUUCAUCCUGACAGAAAGGAAUGAGAUGAAAAAGGAUCAGGUGUGAAUGGAAACUAGUAUCAUUGAGAGAACUGAAAGACUAGGAGGUGUUUUUGUGCUAGAACAUGCACGAGUGAGAUUUGAUUAAUAUCCAGAGAUGUAUUUGGUUUAAACUGCAUGAUUUGGAAAUGACUGCAGUAUAAUAGUUUCCAGUGCAGGUUGUAUUUUCUGUAAAGCUGAAUGCAGAAAGCUUUGGAUUAAUUCAACAUAAAAGUGAUUUAAUUUACUGUUAUCUGAAAUAUGGUGGUGAACUUAUAGUGUUUUGUAUCUUCUCUGUAUUACUUCUACCACUACUGGAUUUGUACUGCUGUGUUUUCUUCUGUAUAUCUGAGAUUAGUUUGAGGUGAUUUAUGAGGAUUAAACUUCCAAUCUCACUUUGACUGUUACUUUUGUUUUUCAGAUGUGUGAACUUUAAUUGUAGAUGUGAUGAAAAGGAAAUGUUUUAUUUUUAUAUAAUUAUGUACUUAUAGCAAAAUCUACUAAAUAUAUAAAACAAGACAAUGUUUGCUUUAUUUCUAUUGGUAUUCAUGUAAGUAGAAAUUUCCAAUUUUACUGAUAUUUUGUUGGCUUUUCAGUUUCUUAUGGAAUUGAGUUAAUAAAAUGUUCUGUUAAAAGCAAAUAACUGUUGGAAAAGAUUUUAUUGUUUCAA